This is a messenger RNA of Chondrus crispus (carragheen), 1203 nucleotides long. RefSeq lists its product as hypothetical. The coding region runs from base 1 to 1203 and encodes 400 amino acids. NCBI's taxonomy places the organism in Eukaryota, Rhodophyta, Florideophyceae, Gigartinales, Gigartinaceae. The transcript is spliced from 2 exons. The record is from RefSeq and is a predicted model, not a curated record.
AUGCAGGAUCUCGACGCGCUAGGGCCGCUCGAUCAACUCGCGGGCAGUGAUCCAGCGCAUGGCAAUAGCAUGGGUGAGCAUCUUGCCGACAGAGACGACGACGAGCUGUCCUUCCUUAUCCUCGACGAGGAGAUGGACAAGGAGUGUGGCUACGGAUAUGACGACAUGCUGCACGGUGGCUCUACUACGGGGAGGUCCGGUAACAAAGCACGCGAUUUCGAUGCUGCCGUAACGCGAAUGAGGAAGUUGUACUUCGGGUACGCGGGGAGGCCUCCCGUGUACAACGAGAUUGAUUUUGCGCGGCGGUUUGGCAUUCCGAGCGUCGUUUUCAACCGGGUAUACUCAGAGCUUGAGAAUCGCGCGAAUUUUAUCCGCAAGGUCGAUGCGUUGGGCAGAUGCGGAGUCCACCCACUGCAGCGGAUUAUUGGAGCAUUACGCAUCCUUCGGUACGGUAUUGCAUACGAUGCAGUUGACGAACUCGUUGGUGUGUCAGAAUCGACAAUGCAGAAGACUGUCACGGACUUCUGCACAGCUAUUGUCGAAGUCUUUGGCGCAGAAUAUCUGCGUGAACCUACGGAGGACGACCUGAAAAGAAUCCUUGCUGUGAAUGAGUCACGGGGAAUCCUCUCUGGGGAGUUUCCACCGCGAAUUCCGUACACUAUUAAUGGAAAGGUGCGAGACGUGCCAUACUACCUAGCGGAUGGCAUAUAUCCGUCAUGGGCUCUUUUCGUGAAGAGUUCCAAAAGUGCAGCGGAUCGUCAGGUGACAGCAUUUUCAAGGCAGCAAGGGGCUGUCCGAAAGGAUGUUGAGCGUGCGUUCGGUGUGCUUAUGUCCAAUUGGCACGUACUCGAACGACCCUGCAGAAUGUGGUACAAGGAGAGGGCAAUGAUAAUGUUGCCGGCUUGCAUUCUUUUACAUAAUAUGAACCGAGAAGCGCGUCGUGAUGGAUACGACGUACCGUUAUAUGAACGUGCCGUGUCCGGAGGAGAUCUGCACAAGGCUGUUCAAUUUGCUCCUAACAAACAGGUGUACUUCCAGUGGGAAACGAGCUCGACAGCAGCUCCUGGUACUUGGGCAGCGCUUGCGUCUCAGCGCCAAAUGGAGUCAGAAGACGGUAUUAAGUGUGACGAGCUUAGAUACGAUCUCAUUCAACACAUUUGGCUGUGGCGGAAAGCAAAACUUGCUGUGAAAUCGCUCGAAUAA